Larimichthys crocea (large yellow croaker) is the source of this 1924-nucleotide messenger RNA. RefSeq lists its product as uncharacterized. The transcript is spliced from 12 exons. The record is from RefSeq and is a predicted model, not a curated record. Lineage: Eukaryota; Metazoa; Chordata; Actinopteri; Sciaenidae. The annotation marks the transcript as partial.
AUGGCCGUAAGCCGACGGACGGACCUCCGCAAGUACGCUAUUAUACAUGCCCGCGGUCAGCAAAAUCUAGCUCUGCGCGGAAAAGCGACCCAGUCUGACUGUUAUAAUCACACAUUUUCAGCUGCCUACAAUGCCAUAGAUGGAAACUGUAACUCCAACUUCCACGAUGGAUCAUGCACCCACACAAGUGGAAAGCCCAACCCCUGGUGGAGAGUGGACCUGCUGGACUCCUACAUCAUCACCUCCAUCACCAUCUAUAAGAGAGGGGACUGCUGUCAGGAAAGGAUCAACGGGCUGAGGAUCCACAUCGGCAACUCUUUGGACAACAGUGGCUUGAAUAACCCAUUAUGGAAACCGGGCCCAACUUCCACGAUGGAUAUGCACCCACACAAGUGGGACACGCCAACCCGGGUGAGAGUGACUGCUGGACUCACACAUCACACUCCAUCACCAUCUAUAACAGAGGAGAAUGCUGUCAGGAAGGAUCAACGGGCUGAAGAUCACCACUCGGCAAUUUUGGACAACAAUGGCUUGAAUAACCAUUUCUGUGAAUCAUUUCGUCGUGUAACGUUAUUCCUGUUCCUCUCCGAGGCUGUGCUGCUUUCUCUUUCUUUUAGGGUUGGUCAAAUUGUUCAUGGCAACCCAACCUUCAACAAGACGUUCACUCCUCAUGUGGAGGGACGUUAUGUGACUUUGCUUCUACCUGGUUUAAAGAAGUACCUCACACUCUGUGAAGUGGAAGUCUACGGGUACCGUGCCCCAACUGAAAAUGUGGCUCUGCGUGGAAACGCGACUCAGUCCGACAGUUAUAAUCACGUAUUUUCAGCUGCCUACAAUGCCAUAGAUGGAAACCGUGACUCCAACUUCGCUGCUGGAUCAUGCACCCACACAAGUGGAAAGUCCGACCCCUGGUGGAGACUGGACCUGCUGGACUCCUACAUCAUCACCUCCAUCACCAUCUAUAACAGAGUAGACUGCUGUCAGGAAAGGAUUAACGGGCUGAGGAUCCACACCGGCAACUCUUUGGACAACAAUGGCUUAAAUAACCCAUUGGUUGGUCAAAUUGUUCAUGGCAGCCCAACCUUCACCAAGACCUUCAGUCCUCCUAUUAAGGGGCGUUAUGUGACUUUGCUGCUUCCUGGUUUCGCUAAGUACCUCACACUCUGUGAAGUGGAAGUCUACGGGUACCGUGCCUGAACUGGUGAGAACUUGAGCUUUUACAUAAAUAAAUGUGAACACUAUGCAGAAAGAGAGAACUUGGCGCUCCAAGGAAACGCCACACUCACUGCCAUCGAUGGGAAUGAUGACCGCAAUGGAGGCGAAGAAAGAGAUGUAUAUAAAGAGCACAGGUGGAAGCCUUUUCAUCGAAUCAUCAGAGUCCAUGAAGAAAGUGCUCGCUCUGUCAGGAUCUCCAGAAUGAUGAAUCUCUAUGUUUUCCUCGUGCUGCUCCCCAUGGGGACGUGCGCAUCUGGCACCUUUGAAAAUCUGGCUCUGCGUGGAAAAGCGACUCAGUCCGACCGUUAUGAUCACACAUUUGCAGCUGCCUACAAUGCCAUAGAUGGAAACCGUGACUCCAACUUCCACGAUGGAUCAUGCACCCACACAAGUGGAAAGCCCGACCCCUGGUGGAGAGUGGACCUGCUGGACUCCAACAACAUCAUCACCUCCAUCACCAUCGUCAACAGAGGAGACUGCUGUCAGGACAGGAUCAACGGGCUGAAGAUCCACAUCGGCGACUCUUUGGAAAACAAUGGCUUGAAUAACUCAUUGGUUGGUCAAAUUGUUGACCUUCAUGGCAACCCAGCCUUCACCAAGACCUUUCUUCCUCAUAUAAGUGGACGUUAUGUGACUUUGUCUCUACCUGGUUCAAAUAAGUACCUCACACUCUGUGAAGUGGAAGUCUACGGGUACCGUGCCCCAACUG